AAGCAGGCUAGUGUAUUUUGUACUAUAAUAAACACUUUGAGGAAAUACGAGCACGAUAGUUAUAAAUAAACAAUUUCAUCAUUGUUAAAUAGUUUCGGAAAAGGUAUAAUGUUUAAUCUGUCAGUGUAAGACAUUCAAAUAGGAAAGCAUGGAUAAAGCCCCGUUGCUUCCUUCGACCAACAAUUGCAAUGGAAAUGUCAUCUACAGGACGUAUAAAAAACGUUGGUAUAUGUUGGCAGUUCUAACUCUGAUUAAUUUUUCAAAUGGCAUGCUGUGGAUAACAUAUGCACCCAUUGAUGAUAAAUCUGCAGAAUACUAUGGUGUAUCAGCUUUCAAAAUCAACUGGCUAUCCCUGGUUUUCCCCAUUGCUGCUCUGCCAUUUGCUAUGGUAUCUGCUUGGUUCAUUGAUACAUAUGGUUUAAGGAAGGGGAUACUUCUGGCAGCUUUUCUUAAUGGUUUGGGUAGUUGCCUUAGAGUGCUUGGUACUAUUCGCCAUCUGUCUGAUGCCAACAGAUUUGCUAUAGCACUGAUUGGACAAAGUUUGGCAGCCAUCGCUCAAACGUUGCUGCUGCCAUCUCCACCAAAGUUGGCGGCAUUGUGGUUUGGCGAAUCAGAGCGUGUUCUGGCAAAUAUGAUUAGCUCAACAUCCAACACUGUUGGUAUUAUGCUGGCUAAUAUUUUGGCACCUGUCAUUGUCAAAACAUACAAGGAUAUUCCUGUUCUGCUGGGAAUGUUUGCAAUACCUGCUGUACUUGCUCUGAUCCUUGCUAUACCUGGUGUAACCAGCAAUAAACCUCCUACCCCACCGGCACCAUCAGCUGCACAAGAUUCUGAGACUUUUUUUGUGGGGUUAAAACAGGCAUUAAAAAGCAAGUCUUUUCUGGUGCUGAUGGUGUGUUUUGGGACAGGAAUUGGGAUGUUCAGUGCCCUAACAACCUUACUGGAACAAAUCAUUUGUGUCCAUCAUUAUAGCAAUGAAGCAGCUGGUAAUAUGGCUGCACUCGCCAUUGGAUUUGGCUUCGUGGGUGCCGGUGUUGCCAGUACAUACAUUGACAAAACAAAAAAGUUUGAGGUGGUGGCAAAGAUAUGCUAUGCCUUUGCUACAUUAUUUGUCAUAUUUUUUGCUUUGAUUUCAAGGUAUGAGAAUCAGUCCAUUUUGGUUGGAUUUUCUGUCGCUGGUUUUGGAUUUUUCGCCCUCGCCCUGCUGCCUGUGGGACUGGAGCUUGGCGUAGAGUGUACUUACCCUGUGGCUGAGGCCACUAGUGCCGCACUGCUAUGGCUGUUUGGCCAAAUAACAAUGAUUAUCAUAGUUCUGGUCGCUGGCGCACUCGGUACGACAAUUCCCGACGACAAAACGACGAGCUGUAAAUCGGGCGGCAGCAAUGACGACAUGACUAAUGCUGUCUACUUCAUGUCUGCAUUGACCGUUGUCAUUGCGGUAGUCUUCAUAUGUUUUUUCCGACCGAAAUAUCUCAGGCUGGAAGCUGAACGUAGAGGGCGAUUAUUUGAAUCAUCGGCUCGUACUUAAGGCUGUAUGCCUUUAAAACACAGAACAUUCCUCGCGCCUUCAAAAACGUUAAGUUGAAGUUUUAAAAAAAAUUAACUCAUAUACAUAUGACAUAAGUAUAUAUGAUAUUUUACAACAAGAAACACGAAGAUUAUCUUUGAUUUCAAAGGGAUGAACGCAUUUUUUUACCAUGCAGAAAAAGAUCUAAACGACUAAAUCGUUAAAAACAGGGCCGUGCUGAUCAAUAACUGCUGAUAAUUGCCAGGUUUUUAUAUGUAAUUUGGAUAAGGUCUGUGUAAAUUGAUAGGUUAACCAAUAAUUAAGAAAUGAGUGGCUAUAUUGAAGUAAUUGGUAAUGGUAUAACUAUUUAAAUAU
This is a messenger RNA of Dendronephthya gigantea, 1882 nucleotides long. RefSeq names its product solute carrier family 49 member A3-like. Gene Ontology annotation, cellular component: membrane. Gene Ontology annotation, biological process: transmembrane transport. NCBI's taxonomy places the organism in Eukaryota, Metazoa, Cnidaria, Anthozoa, Malacalcyonacea, Nephtheidae. Gene Ontology annotation, molecular function: transmembrane transporter activity. The record is from RefSeq and is a predicted model, not a curated record. The transcript is spliced from 9 exons. Bases 149 to 1528 code for a protein of 459 amino acids.